Molecule: messenger RNA, 829 nt
Organism: Caenorhabditis angaria
Lineage: Eukaryota; Metazoa; Nematoda; Chromadorea; Rhabditida; Rhabditidae
Source: the annotation of a GenBank genome assembly
AUGUCAUCAAUCACACUUCCAUUGUUUUUGUUCACAAUUGGAUUAUUGAUUUGUGCACCAACUGUGGCGGCUGAUGGAGAUGAUUUGUUGGAUUAUAUCAAAUCGAUUGAACCAUUGACUAUCAAGUUAGUUAGGAGGGCCCUCCGAGGGGGGUUGACUGUAAAUAUUAGUUCGAACACCGGAAAUCAAGGCACAAAAUUUUUGAUAAGACAUUUUCCAGUCUAUGAAAUUAUAGGUUCAAAAAAUAUUUUCGAAUGCAUUAAUUGUUAAAUUUUCUCUGCUUAACAAAAUUAGGAUAUUCUGAACUUUUUGUAAAGCUCUAUCAAAGUCAAAAAAUAAAAAUUCUUCCAGAAAAAAUUUAAAUUCAGAUUCUGAAUGUCUUGGAAUGAUGUUAAACUAUUUCAUAACAGACUCCCCUUCAGAAUCAGUUGAAAAUAUUUUUUCUUCAACAAAUGAUGAUUUCAAUGUCAUUCAAUUUCGAAAAGGCCGUCAUUGUCUGAAUUUCACAAAUAGGAAUUUCGAAACUGUAGUAAAAUCACCACACAACAUAUUUUUUUUCAGACGAAGUGCUCUCGCUUGCCCAGCUCCAAUUGUUGGAUCAACUUGCCCAGAAGAGAAUGCUGUUUGGUAUUUCAAAUGUUGUGGAAGUCUUGCAUCUGAUUGCUGUUUCAGACUUCAGGUAUUCAAUAAUUUUUUUAAAAAUCAAUUUCAAAAUUAAAAUAAUUCAAUUUAAUUUCAGGAUUGGGUAACUGUCCUUCUCCUCGUUCUGGCAAUUUUCACAAUUUUGUCAAUCAUUGUCAACGUCAUUCGAUGUGUCUGCUGUGUUUAA